AGGCCAAGCAAAGCAGCGCUGCGAAGCAGAGGCCGCGGGGACUUGUCAAAGACCCACGGCUGCCUUCGCCUUUGCUGCUGCAGUCAACUCUCUUAUUCCUUGCCUACCUUUCCCGUCGUCUCCUCAGUCACCGUUUCGCAGCGGCAACACCAUCGAUAACAGCUAAGUGGUCAAUUCUGGGACUUGGGGUUGGUAAUCAGGGCGGGUGCGAGGCGUGGGCAGUACAAGCCAGCCCGCCAUCUCCUGCGGCAACCGCCACUGCUGCAGACACUUCUCCCGAGCGGGAAAGGAGAGCACUGUCAAAAGGCUCACGCUGUAUCAGUGCCCACCGUCAGAGUUAGAGCGUUUUUGUCAAGACUUGGCGAAAGCCUUUUGAUUGGGGAAGGGAGGACGCACUGUGAGAUCACGAAAACAGAUAUAAUAUUGAAUAGUGUUGACUUUUGGUCCUCUUAAUCGAACAAGUGGCAGCUUUGCUUAAGCCUCCUUAAACCCUGAGCCAUGUCGCCCCCAACAGUGCCUCCGAUGGGUGUAGAUGGCGUGUCCGCAUACCUGAUGAAGAAAAGGCACACCCACAGGAAGCAGCGACGCAAGCCCACUUUCCUCACGCGUAGGAACAUCGUAGGCUGCCGCAUUCAACACGGUUGGAAGGAAGGCAACGAGCCGGUGGAGCAGUGGAAGGGCACAGUGCUCGAGCAGGUUUCUGUGAAGCCCACCCUCUACAUCAUCAAAUAUGAUGGCAAAGAUAGUGUAUAUGGACUAGAGCUGCACCGAGAUAAGAGAGUUUUAGCGCUAGAAAUCCUUCCUGAAAGAGUGCCAACUCCUCGCAUUGAUUCUCGUCUGGCAGAUUUCCUGAUUGGCAAAGCGGUGGGGCAUGUGUUUGAGGGUGAGCACGGUACGAAAGAUGAGUGGAAAGGCAUGGUCCUGGCGCGAGCUCCCGUGAUGGACACUUGGUUUUACAUCACCUACGAGAAAGAUCCUGUCCUUUAUAUGUACACGCUGCUGGAUGACUACAAAGAUGGUGACCUGCGUAUCAUUCCAGAUUCCAACUACUAUUUCCCUACAGCAGAACGGGAGCCUGGAGAAGUGGUCGACAGCCUCGUGGGCAAGCAAGUGGAACAUGCCAAAGAUGAUGGGUCCAAGAGAACCGGCAUUUUUAUCCAUCAAGUGGUGGCCAAACCGUCUGUCUACUUCAUCAAGUUUGAUGAUGAUAUUCACAUUUAUGUCUAUGGCUUGGUGAAAACUCCCUAAAUUCAUUGUGCUCUUUACAAAAGUCGUGGAACUAUUAAAUGUAAAACAUGUCAUGUUCUUGCAAUUGUGAAUUUUUGAGAAAAGUUUUGGUGUCAGAGAUUCAGGAAUUUAUUAUUACUUGUUACUGAUUGUGCCUCCAAAUCUUACAUUGACUAGUUCCACAGUUUUGUCCCAAGUUUACAUUGGUACUUUUGAUAUUGCCUUGUUCUGUAACUGAAGAGCUAAGUUGGGUGCUAAUAGGAAAUUGAAAAGUAUUCAUGACCAUUGGAACAAUGAAAAACUAAAGAAAAAUUAAUGGUGUAACUCCACACCAGGUCCUUUCCCCCAUUUCCCUCAUUUUAUUAUCUCCCCCCUCUUUCUUAUUCCCAGGUAACAAAUGUUAAGAACAUGAUGUAUAUCCUUCCACGUUUUCCCAUCCACUUGCAGAAAGUUUGUCAUAGUCUUUUCUGUAAAAAUGAAAAGCCUCCUCAUUUCCCUGUAAUUGUUUUUCACAUUUGGAAUAUUCAUCGUAUCUUUUCUAAUCAGUAGCUAGGAAUCUUUCUCUGUCCCCUCUCCCUUUCCCCUCCUCUCCACUCCCUGUUCCCCUCUGCCUUUUUCUCUCUCUCUCCUUCCUUCUAGCAGUUGCAUAUACAGUAUAUUUAUGUACCAAAAAAGUAUUCAACCAUUCUGCUAUUGAUAGUCACUUAAAUUAUUUCCUUUCCUUUUCUCACCAUAGCACUGCUGCCAUACAUUCUGGUGCUUUUAUUUCUACUGGGUAGAUUCCCAGGAAUGGAAUUGCUGGUAAGAGAUAUAUUUAAUUUUAAGAGAUAUUACAAAAUUACUAUACAAAAUGAAAGUGCUCAUUCUCCAGUAUCCUCUCCAUCAAAAUUUGCAAACGUAGAAGGUAAAAAAUUACGUAGUAUUUUUUUAAUAGACAUACUCGAGGAGGUGUUUUGUUUUGUUUUGUUGACUGUUUGAAUUUUUUUCUUUUGUGAUUUUCCAGUUCUUAUCUUUUGUUUAUUUAUCUAUUGAAUCUUUGAUCUUUUUCUUAUAAGUUUAUAGGAAUUCUUACUAUAUUUCUCUAUGGUACAUAUUAAUCAUGUAGCCCAUUUGUAUUUUUUUCCAUUCUAUCAUUGAUCUUGACUUUAUUGAUGUUAUAUUUUACUGUACAGUUGUUGCCGUUGUUGUUUUUAAUUUUUAGAUAGACUAAUAUCUCCUUUUCAGCUUUUUGGCUUCUUAUCUUUUUCAGAUGAAUGCCCCCACCCCAAAUCAUACAUAUAUUCACCUACAUUUUUUCUAAAUUUUUUAUUAAUUUUAUUAAUUUUAGGUUUAACUAAAGCAUCUGGAAUUUAUUUUGUAUGUGGUAUAAGAUAAAGGUCCAACUAUACAUUUUCUUCACAUUGGAUUCCUGAUUAUACUAUGAUAUUUAUUAAAUAAACUACUCAUUUUUGAGUUUGUGAGCCAGUAUCCUAUUGUUUAACCCUAGUGGCUUGACCAUAAAUUUUGAACUCUGGCAAAGUAAGUUACCUCUCAUUAUGUUUUUUUUUUAAUUUUCUUUCCUUUUUUUUUUUUCUUUCAUAUAACUUGUUCUAGACAUUAAUUCUUUCUAUGAAAAUUAAAUGCAUUCUUUCAAAAUUCUGAUCUUAGAAUUGUGUUACAUUUCUGCAUUUCUAUUUAGAAAAUUAUUUUAAUAAUAUUAAUCCUUAACACUCAAGAGUUUGGGUACAUAAUUAAAAUCUUUUGAUUUUGUAUUUGUAAUGUUCUUCAUAUGGGUCUAUUAUAUCUGAUUAAACUUACUUCCAAGUAUUUUUACAGAUUUUGUCACAUCUUGACAUUUGAUUUGGGUAUUUUUUUUUCCUCAUUUGUAACUUCUUAUUUUUGACAAUACAAACUACAGAUAACUUUUUUAAAAAAAUAUUUUACCUUAUAUUUAAUCAGCUUAUUAAAUCCUCUAAAUUACACUUUUAAAAAUAUGUAAUAUUUUCAACCUUCUGUGUAACAAUCAUUUCACCUGCAAAUACAGAUGAUUUUAUUUAUUCAAAAUAAUAUUGAAUAAUGAUUAUGACAGAUAUGCAUGUCUUGUGUAAUUUUCAUAGAAUUGUCUUUACUAUUCCCUAUUAACAUGACAUUUAUUGUUGGUUAUUGGUAAAUUGUCAUUAACCACUAAAAUGUUUAAGGAGUUUCUUUAUUUCAUUUUUUUUUUUUUAAAUUUUUUUUUCAACGUUUUUAUUUAUUUUUGGGACAGAGAGAGACAGAGCAUGAACGGGCGAGGGGCAGAGAGAGAGGGAGACACAGAAUCGGAAACAGGCUCCAGGCUCUGAGCCAUCAGCCCAGAGCCUGAUGCGGGGCUCGAACCCACGGACCGCGAGAUCGUGACCUGGCUGAAGUCGGACGCCCAACCGACUGCGCCACCCAGGCGCCCCGCUUUAUUUCAUUUUUUAAUUCCUGUUUCAUAUUAAGGGGCUUACUAAAAAGUGGCCCCUGAAGUUUAUCAAAUGUCUUUCAGCAUCCACUGAUAAAAUCAUAUGAUUGUUUUUUCCUUUAAUUUGUUGAUUUAAUGAAUUGGAGGAGUAAGUAUUUGACGUUGAACCAAACUUGUGUUUCUGAAAUAAAUCCUACUUGGUCAUGUUGUAAUAAUCAUUUGACACAUUGCUGGAUUUUAGUUACGAAUUUUUUAUUCAGAAUUAUUGCAUUUACAUUUCAAAGUGAAAUUGCAUUUUUUCAUUUUUACCCUGUCUUUAUCAAGUUUUGUUUUUCAAAUUGUGCUAACUUUAAAAACGAAUUUGUGAGUCUUUUUUUGUGUUCUGAAAUAAACAGCCUUAGAAUUAGUUUUUCUUUUUAUUUAAAAAAGUUUUUAUUCAAAUUCUAAUUGUCCUUUGAAAAUUAGCUACUACUAAACUGUAAAACAAUUUAAUUAUGGUGUCACUUUUGAAGUUGAUCCUUAAUCAGCCUUCUUAUCUCUCCAAUGGUAAUUGGCUUAUUUAAACUUUCUAUUAAAAAAAGAAUGUAUGGUUUCUAUAAAAUACAAAAUUUAGAGUUUUCUUUAUUAUUAACCUUCUUGAUUGUAUUAUUCAGAUGCUUUAUGUCCUUGCAUAUUGCAUAUACAUAUGCAUAUUUCCUAAAUAUGUUCAAUUUUGAAAACAUUAUAAUAAAUCAGCUAUAGUGG
This is a messenger RNA of Lynx canadensis (Canada lynx), 4393 nucleotides long. It is a transcript of the gene SPIN4, whose product is annotated as spindlin family member 4. Lineage: Eukaryota; Metazoa; Chordata; Mammalia; Carnivora; Felidae. The record is from RefSeq and is a predicted model, not a curated record. Gene Ontology annotation, cellular component: cytosol; nucleoplasm. The transcript has a single exon. The coding region runs from base 499 to 1248 and encodes 249 amino acids. Gene Ontology annotation, biological process: gamete generation; regulation of DNA-templated transcription.